Messenger RNA from Condylura cristata (star-nosed mole), 9164 nucleotides. It is a transcript of the gene STAG1, whose product is annotated as stromal antigen 1. Gene Ontology annotation, molecular function: chromatin binding. The record is from RefSeq and is a predicted model, not a curated record. Gene Ontology annotation, biological process: sister chromatid cohesion. The transcript has 34 exons. Gene Ontology annotation, cellular component: nucleus; chromatin; cohesin complex. The coding region runs from base 257 to 4069 and encodes 1270 amino acids. Lineage: Eukaryota; Metazoa; Chordata; Mammalia; Eulipotyphla; Talpidae.
CCGGACCCAAGUCUGCAGCGGCGCCAUUGGCGUGUGGAAAAUGCCACCAGAUGGCGGGUUAGGAUUGCAGCUCCGUUGAAGGCGCGGCCCCCGCUCCCGAACCCCCGGCGACCACCCCGUAACAACCCCCCCACAUCGGGAAUAACACACCGGAGACUUUUGGGGGGAAACUAGGUCGACGGCCGGCGGCGCCCGUAUGGGCAGCUGAGGAUUGCCAUUGAGGUUGUUUUAAAAGUUUUGAGUUAUAUAGCACUUGAUGCUACUGCUCCAUUGUGGAAAAACCUCUCCAGCAAUGAUUACUUCAGAGAUACCAGUGUUACAGGAUUCAACUAAUGAAGCUACUGCCCAUUCAGAUGCUGGGAGUGAACUUGAAGAAACAGAGGUCAAAGGAAAAAGAAAAAGGGGUCGUCCUGGUCGGCCUCCAUCUACAAAUAAGAAACCGCGGAAAUCACCAGGAGAGAAGAGUAGAAUUGAAGCUGGAAUUAGAGGAACAGGCCGUGGAAGAGCUAAUGGGCAUCCUCAACAGAAUGGUGAAGGGGAGCCUGUCACAUUAUUUGAAGUGGUGAAACUGGGGAAAAGUGCAAUGCAGUCCGUGGUUGAUGACUGGAUUGAAUCAUAUAAGCAAGACAGGGACAUCGCACUUCUGGAUUUAAUCAACUUUUUUAUCCAGUGUUCAGGAUGUCGAGGUACUGUGAGAAUAGAGAUGUUUCGAAAUAUGCAGAAUGCAGAAAUCAUCAGAAAAAUGACUGAAGAGUUUGAUGAGGACAGUGGUGAUUAUCCUCUUACCAUGCCUGGACCUCAAUGGAAAAAAUUUCGUUCAAACUUUUGUGAAUUUAUUGGAGUCCUAAUUCGGCAGUGUCAGUACAGCAUAAUUUAUGAUGAGUAUAUGAUGGACACAGUAAUCUCCCUUUUGACUGGUUUGUCAGACUCCCAGGUCAGAGCUUUUAGGCAUACAAGUACCCUUGCUGCCAUGAAGCUCAUGACUGCUUUGGUGAAUGUUGCCUUAAACCUCAGUAUUCAUCAGGAUAAUACACAGCGGCAGUAUGAAGCUGAGAGAAAUAAAAUGAUUGGGAAGAGAGCCAAUGAAAGGUUAGAGUUACUACUUCAGAAACGCAAAGAGCUACAAGAAAAUCAAGAUGAAAUUGAAAAUAUGAUGAACUCUAUUUUUAAGGGUAUAUUUGUUCAUAGAUACCGUGAUGCUAUUGCUGAGAUUAGAGCCAUUUGUAUUGAAGAAAUUGGAGUAUGGAUGAAAAUGUAUAGUGAUGCCUUCCUAAAUGACAGUUACCUAAAAUAUGUUGGCUGGACUCUUCAUGACAGACAAGGAGAAGUCAGGCUGAAGUGUUUGAAAGCUCUACAGAGUCUAUAUACUAAUAGAGAAUUAUUCCCCAAAUUGGAGCUAUUCACUAACCGUUUCAAGGAUCGCAUUGUAUCAAUGACGCUUGAUAAGGAAUAUGAUGUUGCUGUGGAGGCUAUUCGAUUGGUCACUCUGAUACUUCAUGGAAGUGAGGAAGCACUUUCCAAUGAAGAUUGUGAAAAUGUUUACCACCUGGUUUACUCUGCACAUCGCCCUGUUGCUGUAGCAGCUGGAGAAUUCCUUCACAAAAAACUAUUUAGCAGACAUGACCCACAAGCAGAAGAAGCAUUAGCAAAGAGGAGGGGAAGGAACAGUCCCAAUGGGAACCUCAUUAGGAUGCUGGUUCUUUUCUUUCUUGAAAGUGAGUUACAUGAACAUGCAGCCUACUUGGUGGACAGUUUGUGGGAGAGUUCUCAAGAACUGUUGAAAGACUGGGAAUGUAUGACAGAGUUGCUACUAGAAGAACCUGUUCAAGGAGAGGAAGCAAUGUCUGACCGUCAAGAGAGUGCUCUUAUAGAACUAAUGGUUUGUACAAUUCGUCAGGCUGCUGAGGCACAUCCUCCAGUGGGAAGAGGCACCGGCAAGAGAGUGCUAACUGCCAAAGAAAGGAAAACUCAAAUUGAUGAUAGAAACAAAUUGACUGAACAUUUUAUCAUCACACUUCCUAUGUUGCUAUCAAAGUAUUCUGCAGAUGCAGAGAAAGUAGCAAACCUGCUACAAAUCCCACAGUAUUUUGAUCUAGAAAUUUAUAGCACAGGUAGAAUGGAAAAGCAUCUGGAUGCUUUAUUAAAACAAAUUAAGUUUGUUGUGGAGAAACAUGUAGAAUCAGAUGUUUUAGAAGCCUGCAGUAAAACCUAUAGCAUCUUGUGCAGUGAAGAAUACACCAUCCAAAACAGAGUUGACAUAGCUCGAAGCCAGCUGAUUGAUGAGUUUGUAGAUCGAUUCAAUCAUUCUGUGGAAGACCUACUACAAGAGGGAGAAGAAGCUGAUGAUGAUGAUAUUUACAAUGUUCUUUCUACAUUAAAGCGGUUAACUUCUUUUCAUAAUGCUCAUGAUCUCACAAAAUGGGAUCUGUUUGGUAAUUGCUAUAGAUUAUUGAAGACUGGAAUUGAACAUGGAGCUAUGCCAGAGCAGAUAGUCGUACAGGCACUGCAGUGUUCCCAUUAUUCAAUUCUUUGGCAGUUGGUGAAAAUUACUGACGGUUCUCCUUCCAAAGAGGAUUUGUUGGUAUUGAGGAAAACAGUAAAAUCCUUUCUGGCUGUUUGCCAGCAGUGCCUGUCUAAUGUUAAUACUCCAGUAAAGGAACAGGCUUUCAUGUUACUCUGUGAUCUUUUAAUGAUUUUUAGCCACCAGUUAAUGACAGGUGGCAGGGAGGGCCUUCAGCCUUUGGUGUUUAAUCCAGAUACUGGACUCCAGUCUGAACUCCUCAGUUUUGUGAUGGAUCACGUUUUCAUUGACCAAGAUGAGGAGAACCAAAGCAUGGAGGGUGAUGAGGAAGAUGAAGCUAAUAAAAUCGAGGCCUUACAUAAAAGAAGGAAUCUACUUGCUGCUUUCAGCAAACUUAUCAUUUAUGAUAUUGUUGAUAUGCAUGCAGCUGCAGAUAUCUUUAAACACUACAUGAAGUAUUACAAUGACUACGGUGAUAUUAUUAAAGAAACACUGAGUAAAACCAGGCAGAUUGAUAAAAUUCAGUGUGCCAAGACCCUCAUUCUCAGUUUACAGCAGUUGUUUAAUGAACUUGUGCAAGAGCAAGGUCCCAACCUGGAUAGGACAUCUGCCCAUGUUAGUGGUAUUAAGGAAUUGGCACGUCGGUUUGCCCUUACAUUUGGACUGGACCAGAUCAAGACACGAGAAGCAGUUGCUACACUUCACAAGGAUGGCAUUGAAUUCGCCUUUAAAUACCAAAAUCAAAAAGGACAAGAAUAUCCACCUCCUAACCUGGCUUUCCUGGAAGUACUAAGUGAAUUUUCUUCUAAGCUUCUUCGACAGGACAAAAAGACUGUUCACUCAUACCUAGAAAAAUUCCUUACGGAGCAGAUGAUGGAAAGGAGAGAAGAUGUAUGGCUUCCCCUCAUCUCCUAUAGAAAUUCUUUAGUAACUGGAGGUGAAGAUGACAGAAUGUCUGUGAACAGUGGAAGUAGCAGCAGCAAAACAUCCUCAGUAAGGAAUAAGAAAGGACGACCCCCACUGCACAAAAAACGAGUAGAAGAUGAAAGUCUGGAUAACACAUGGCUAAAUAGGACUGACACUAUGAUUCAGACUCCUGGCCCCCUGCCAGCACCACAGCUCACUUCCACUGUACUGCGAGAGAAUAGUCGGCCCAUGGGAGAACAGAUUCAGGAACCUGAGUCUGAACAUGGUUCUGAACCCGACUUUUUACACAAUCCUCAGAUGCAGAUCUCUUGGUUAGGCCAACCAAAAUUAGAAGAUUUAAAUCGGAAGGACAGAACAGGAAUGAACUACAUGAAAGUGAGAACUGGAGUAAGGCAUGCUGUUCGGGGCCUAAUGGAGGAAGAUGCUGAGCCCAUUUUUGAAGAUGUGAUGAUGUCAUCCCGGAGCCAGUUAGAAGAUAUGAAUGAAGAAUUUGAGGACACCAUGGUUAUUGAUCUGCCCCCAUCAAGAAAUCGGCGUGAGAGAGCUGAGCUAAGGCCAGAUUUCUUUGAUUCUGCAGCUAUCAUAGAAGACGAUUCAGGAUUUGGAAUGCCUAUGUUCUGAAGCCUGAAGAAAAUUUACAAAUCUGGAACUCUAUUAUUUAGAGCUAGAGGCCUAUAUACUGUGAUAGCUUGUGUGGGGGAAAAAAAAACACUUUUGAUGUGAUCUGAUUUGUUAUCAAAUGAUUGAGGGUCAAUCCCUUUUUGCAGUGACAGAAGAGGAGCAUGUAAAUUACCCAAGGAAAUAUUGGUGAAUGUCACCUCAGAAAGACUGACCUGAAAAAUCAUUUGUGUCCUAACAUUGGACUUAUCCCAAUACAGAUGUGUGUGUUUUUCUGGAGGGAGGAAGAAAUUUUAAAUUUUUAAAACAGCUGUCAAGAUAAACACUGUUAUACACCUGUUUUAUGAAAACUCAGCAUUGAGUAAAAAAAAAAAAAGUAUUUUUAACUUUAUUUUCCUGUUGUACAAUUUAAAAACUGUUUUAACAUUUUGCCUUUUUAUGUUUUAAAAGCUAACCAUUUUUAUUAAACCUAUGAGUAAGCAGCUCAUCCUAAUUGCCGACGAGUGUUUUGGAGCUCACUGGAUUUGGUUGACCUUGUGGAACACAGAAAUGUGGGGGAGCAGAAUAUUGACAAGCUAAAAUGAAAUUCUGACAGUGCAUCUCUGCCAAAAACCGCACACCCUCUGUGGAUAUGGAUUCCCAGAUUUUAUAUACUCUUGAAUAAAAAGGUUUAUUUUUAUUUAUAAGGGGGCAUAAAAUAAGAAAUGUCCACACAGCCAUUUUUCCAACAGAUGCUGUACACGUUCAUUUUAUAUAGAAUAGGGAGAUUCAAAUACAGUACAUUUUCUAUUGGUAUUUGUUCUGUGCAUUUUUAGCAACUUCUACCAGCAAAUAAAGUAUUCUCAGUAAAACAAAAAUGGUUCUCAAGUUAUCAGUUUGCUGUUUUUAUCACUUAUUUCAUGCCCUGAUAAAUUCAAGUUACAUUGACUUCAAUUUUCUUAAACAGGUAAUCAUGAGGAACUCCUUUGCCAUCUAAAAGUAAUUUUACGUGUAACAUUACUGUGUCUACUUCCCAUGCACUUAUUACCCUUAAUGCGCUGAUUUUGUGAGUUACGUUUACCAAUGAUAGAAGUAUGUGCUACAUAGAAGUCUGUGCUUAGAGGGUGAAGUUCAAGCUUACCUUGAAAUACAGCUACAUUUCAGUGUUAAAUGUGCAUAUUAAAAAUAAGUCUUUUGGGGAAAGAAAUUAUGAAUCUUCAGGACAGCCAUCAAUGGUUUAGAGUUACAUUCUGCUUAGACUUUUAUGACUUGCUGCUAUUGUUCUUUUUCAAAGUCCACUUAGUUUCCUUCUGAUUUUUAAAGCCAGCUUCAGAAUUUCCCAACAAUUCAUCCACAGCUGUUUCUGGGCAGGUUUUUUAAAGAAGCUGCAACAGAAGCAUGAGGCUUUCCUUUUAUACCAAAAAUGACAGGCAUUUUUUUAAAAAAUCUGUGUACCCAAGUGGAUUCUCUUUUGUGCAGGAAAGCAAAAUUUUAUUCUUCCUUUUAGUAAACAAACACAAAACAGAUUCUUCUCAACACUUAGUUCUGAAAAAUGUUGGUCACCAAAAAUCAAUUUAGUGAUUCCUGGGCUCCAGUUAGGAGGCUGGGGUCUCAAUUUCUUCAAGAAAUGUGGGCUUCAUGGAAGUGAAGGGCAGAAAUGGCUAGACUGGCCACCACACCAGCCCUGCCUGCCUGUGGUUCUGGCAAGAGAGCAAAACAGGAAAUACCCUGUCACAUGCACAGAUUGAUCCUUUGCUUGACAGUCUCGUGGAAAACAGAUGCUGACUUAGAAUUGUAGACUACCAUGCCACAAAAAAAGGCUUACUAUCUACUCCAAUGGGUUUCCAAUUCAGUUUGAAGUCAAUCAAAUUUUUGUAUUUUCAGUGUCUCCUUGAUUGGUUUUGCUAGUAAUUCUGUAAAUUGUACAUUUGCAAUAUGAGGUUUUUUUUUCCUUUUGUACAAUUUGAAACUGAUGCUUCACCUUUCCUUUAAUAAACUAUUCAAAAUCAGGUUUGUGGUAGUCAUCCUAUUGUUCCUAAUAGGUAAAGCCUUAAAGAUGAUUUUCUGCUCUAAGCUUGUUAAAUGAUGGCAGGGAGUUUUUUGUUUGUUUUUAGAAAAAAUUAAGACAAGUGCAUUAAAUUUUCUUUCAUCUCUUGGAGAAAGAUAGACCAAGCAGUCUGUGGUUCAAGACAAAGUCUGUUGCAGGCUGAGUUUGGAGGCAUUAAGGACUAUCCACUAGUUUGUAUCUUUCUGCUGCCUGAACUUCAGUCCCUGGGCUUAUAUCAUGGUUUUACCCCUAGUAGAGUCCCUUUAAAGAUUGCCUGCAUUAUACAUGGCCAACACAAGAGUUUCUCUCAUAAAAAGACCUACGCUUCAUGAGCCUGGCCAUCUUCUGUCGGCUGUGAUCAUUAGGUGGCUUAAGAAGUCCAUGCAAAAAAGGCAGAGAUGCAGAGGCUAAAUCAUCAGGUGAGUUCUCUUGGCACCUAAGGCAGAAAGGCAUGAGGCGGAUCUGCAUCUGGCAGAUUAUCUUACAGGUCUUUGAGACUAAGGCUUUACCCAUGUGUGACUACCUUGGGACAAACUUCCUAGCUGUGACUUGACUGCAACUUUCUUUCUGGCCUACUCCCAGAAAGAACUCAUCAUUGUCUUCAUGAGAAACAGGUCUAGCACUUACUCAGACUUCCCAUGUAAGACUAAAGUUGGGUAAGAGCCCACUCUUGCCCUCCUGCAUGCUUUGCUCUGUAGGGUCUCUUCUCAGGCAUCAUUUUGAAGAGCAGCUUUGUUCUCAAGGACAUAUAAAGGAGGUAUUUCUCACCAUUCAGAACAGUAGGAACAUGCUCCAACUCUGGCACUAUAGCUCUCCAAAUGUCUUUUCAACCAGGACAUAAAACACAUUUACUAAACCUCCAACAUCAAGAGUGUUAACUGAGCAUACAGUUGAGUGUCCUUCAUAGGCUUCGCUAACUGGGCAGACUGCAUUUGAAGCACCAAUACCAAUAAAAAGCAUCAGUGCAUUGAAAAGCACAGUACUGGAGUGGUAAGAUCAAGACCUAGGAAGAAGAAAAGCUGGUAAAACUUGGCAAACAAGCCCUGGAAUACUACAUUGUGAGUAUGCACCUCAUUUCUCUAGCAACUCAAAGACAGUAACUUGCCACCGUGUAUGUGGUAGUAAAACUUUACAAAUUUAGUAGCUUUGGGUUCUUGGAGAUACAGUUCCAGAGGAACAGACCACCACCUCUCUCACCCUAUCUCUUAGGAAUUCAUCCCAACUUGAGUUGGCAGUAGCAGUCUUGAAUAGUUAGAUGACAGACCUUCAAACAGACCUUGCAGGUUUAAGUUCUAGCUUCACCACUCAUUAGCUGGAUCACUCGGUAUAAAUUAGCUUGCUUAUAAUCCAAGGCAGAGGCAGGUCCAGCAAGACCCUGAGAGUGCUGCUUACCUCCAUCACAACUAAUCAUAUCCGCUCAAAUCUACAGACACACCAUUUCCUCAGCUUAAGAAUCUCUGGUUAUGAGAUGGAACGUUUUCUCCUUUCCUUUAUGGUAAGGUCACCAGACUUAGGAAAGGCCUUACCAAGAAGCCACCGAGAAUGGUCUGCUAUUAUCCUUAAAACAUUCUGUGGCUAAUGUACUUGACAAAACUUACAGUUCUGCAGCUUCACUUUUCUUUAACCACCAACUUGGUUUUUGGAUAGAUUUCUCCAUCAUCUCCAAGGUUUCCCAGAAGCCUCUUGUCAGGUGCUUUAUUGAGCUUAAUUCUUCCACAUCUUACAGCAUGUCCAGACACAGCCCCUCUCAAGUGACCAUAUUUCACAAACUAGUAAAACACUUCAUAAAUCCCUUCCUCAAAAACAAAACAUGUCUUCAUGUGUACUAUAGCAGAGUCACCCCCCACCCCCCGCCCCAACAGUCGAAUCUAAAUUGGCUGACCCAAAUAGUGGACUGGCUGGGCAAUUUUAAGCUGUUACGCCACAUUCUAAACAAACUGCCAGGGUCUCUGAAAGCCUAGUAGUCUGGUGCUACCUCCCCCAGUUUCCAAUAGCUUACAGUCUCUGUUGGUUCUGAAUUAGGUGUCAAACAGGAGUACAAAGGAGCUCAUAGGAAGUUAUAAACUAAUUAGGAAAAACGUAAAAGCCUCCCCCCCCCCACCCCUGAUGUUAAAUUGAAGAAAAACAAACCAGAGACAGCUACUCAGAGCAAGAUGAGUUCCAAGGAUGUGGUAGCAAAACUGGGCUCAGAAAACUAAGCAAGCAAAAGAAAGAAAAUUAAGAUAUCUUACACAGGCUAAAGACUUUGGAGAGUGGGACAGUAUUCACUAUGGUGCUAGAGCACAGGGAUGCAACAAAAUGGAAUGAAGUCUAUUAGAACAAGAUAACUUGGCAUAAGAGGAGGUCGGAGAAACCAUUGGAGAGUUAUAUAAACAUUCACAGUCCAACUGGAAGUCCCAUUUUUCAACUAGAGAAGAAGACAGACAAGAGGACUCAGAGCAAAUUCCAAAGGCAUAAUCCUCAGAAAUGGCUGGGUAGCUGUUGGGUAAAAUAGGUAAUAGUCACACACUGGUUUAGGUCAAAUUCAGCUUGACAUGUUGCAACCUCCAGUCAGUGUGAGCUAAGGGUCUGAAGAAAAAGUCAGGGAAGGCAAAGCCUGAAAGAAAAAUAACCAGUUAUACCCAAGACCCCAGCAGACACCUGCCAGAGCUGAUAAAACCAGGGAGAAGGAGGAGUCAAAAAUCACUCAGAAGCCAAAGGCAGUCCUUUACCCAACUACAGGCAGGCUGAUGGAGAAGUUACAAAGGGGAAGGCAGACCUCUCCCUCCACCAUUAAUCCACCACCCUGGGAGUGCCUGCACAGCAAACCCCAGGAAGAGACCGAGCAGUCUCCAGCCCCCCAUUUAAGUGAGCAGCUCCUCGCUGUUCCUUGCAGCUGUCCCCUAUUUUCUGCUGGCCUCGGCCUCCCCUUAGGUGUGCUUACAUUUUGUCUCUAAAAAACAACUUUGUUUUUCCUUCAUCUAAAAACAUGGCUUUGAAUGCUUAGGUGGCCACAGUCAAGGGCCAAGGAAUCCACAAACACAGAAGCAUCUAGAAUCCCCAGAAAGCUGGAAACACAAGGCUCGCAAUACA